This is a messenger RNA of Annulohypoxylon truncatum, 2070 nucleotides long. Its product is annotated as Fcf1-domain-containing protein. The transcript has 6 exons. The record is from RefSeq and is a predicted model, not a curated record. NCBI's taxonomy places the organism in Eukaryota, Fungi, Ascomycota, Sordariomycetes, Xylariales, Hypoxylaceae. The coding region runs from base 1 to 2070 and encodes 689 amino acids. Gene Ontology annotation, cellular component: small-subunit processome.
AUGAGCAAUGCUGGCAAUGUUGUACGGGGUUCCAAGCUACCGGCUUCCCUUCAUUUGGCACCAUGGCAUCGGCGCCCCCAACAUACCGCUGGCGCGAGCGGUAGCCGUUCUUCCAAACCCACCGAACAGUCCGGCAAAUUCACAACACCUCUUCUGGAUUCUUGUCCAAAACUACCAUUCCAUUUCGAGACCGGCUUUGCGCUAUACGCGAAACGAACUCCGAGGCCGUUUCCCCCGCCAUUCCUAUCUCCUCCGUCGGGCUCAUUCUCGGACCCCCUUAGCACCCAUCAUCAAAGUCGCGACAAGCGAGCUUUUGUAGAUGGCGAGCUUAUUAACGGGUGGACGAAUGGCGAUGAUGCGGUCUAUGCUAGCGAAUAUUUCAUCUGCGCCAAUGACGGAGUUGGUGCUUGGUCAGCUAGACCAAGAGGUCAUGCAGGUUUGUGGUCAAGGUUGAUACUACAUUUCUGGGUGGCGGCGAUGCAGGAAGAUAUUGUAAAGCCGCGACCGCUCGACCAACCAUACCGCCCAGAUCCCAUACGCUACUUGCAGCAUGCGUACGAGCGCACGGUCGAAGCAACCUCCGGCCCUAACGACUGUCUUGGAACUACGACAGCCACCGGGGCGCAGCUCUUUUACAAGGCUGACGCCAAUAACCCGGCGUCAUCCGUAACACCGCUCCUUUACGUUACGAAUCUUGGCGACUCCCAGGUCAUGGUGGUACGGCCGAAGACCCAGGAGAUGAUUUAUAAGUCGGACGAGCAAUGGCAUUGGUUCGAUUGCCCGAGACAGCUCGGAACGAACAGCCCAGAUACGCCGACGGAGAACGCGGUCUUAGACGCAGUGGAUCUUCAAGAAGGCGACGUCGUGCUAGCUAUGACGGACGGCGUAAUCGAUAAUCUUUGGGCGCACGAAAUCGUGGAAAACGUAUCCAAGAGCGUUAAGCGAUGGGAGGCUGGAGAAGGGGGCCAAGCAAGCGGCCCUCGCAAAGACGGGGCAAAUGGUGGGAUGACAUUCGUCGCCCAAGAACUCCUCAAAGCUGCAAAAUAUAUCGCGUUAGACCCCUUUGCCGAGAGCCCUUUCAUGGAGCAUGCUAUCGAGGAGGGGUUAGCUAGCGAAGGAGGCAAACCCGACGAUAUUAGCGUCGUAGCAGCCCUGUCAAAAAUGCCUCGCGCUAAACGGUCCAAACAAUAUCGAAAGCUCAUGGAGCAAUUCUCCAUGGGCUUCGGAUUUCGAACACCGUAUCAGGUUCUUGUUGACGCCGACUUCCUCGCCGAAGCCAACAAAUGCAAGAUGGACUUGGUACGCCGAUUGGAGGAUACUGUACAUGGUGAAGUCAAGCUAAUGAUCACCCAAUGUUCAAUGCGACAUCUCUACGAGCGGAAAUCCGAACCCGGAGUAGAAGCAGCUAUUGAACAGGCGAAAACUCAAUUCGAGCGACGACGAUGCGGUCACCAUCCCGACGAGUAUCCGAAACCGUUAAGCGCCCUUGAGUGUAUUCAGUCGGUAGUAGAUCCAAAGGACAACUCCCUGAACAAACAUCGCUACGUCUGCGCCAUCAACGACGAUGCUGUCAGAGCAAGCAUCCGGCAAGUUGCAGGAACGCCGCUGUUGUUCAUAAGGAGAUCGGUUAUGAUCAUGGAGCCAAUGGCAAUAGUGAGCGCGAAGAUCAGAUCAAAGGAUGAGAAGAGCAAAUUCAGGGCAGAGCUAAAGACCCCAGCCGGCAAGAGAAAGAGGGGCGAUGAUAGCGACGACAGUGACCAGGAUGAAGAUGAGAAGCAGGCUACAGAGAAAUCCACGGAAGGCGAGAAGGCUAAGAAGAAAAAGAAGAAGAGCUACGGCCGCAAAGAACCGAAUCCAUUGGCGGUGAAGAAGAAGAAGAAGCCAAAGUUAACAUCAGAUGGUCAGCAUUCAGAAGCGCCUAAAGCGAACGAGGCGAACGAGGCAGCUGCAACAGAGACGGGUCAGACAAAAGCUUCUAGAAGAAGGCGCAGAAGAAAGCACAAGGCCGCUGGUGUUUCUACAACUGAGGAGCCUCCUGUUGCGCCUAAUCCUGCUAAUGCUGAGGAGUAA